This is a messenger RNA of Papaver somniferum (opium poppy), 855 nucleotides long. RefSeq lists its product as uncharacterized. Lineage: Eukaryota; Viridiplantae; Streptophyta; Magnoliopsida; Ranunculales; Papaveraceae. The record is from RefSeq and is a predicted model, not a curated record. The transcript has a single exon. The coding region runs from base 51 to 566 and encodes 171 amino acids.
UCCAAUACUUCACAGCCUGUGUCAUUUUUGGAUUGGGAAACCAGUCAGUUAUGCUUCUGCAGUUCCACCACCACCAUUACCACCGCAACAAUAAAAUUGGUUCUUCCACAUUCAAUGAGAUAGUUUUCACCAAAAGAAGAAGGAAGUCUUUGGUAUUCUUGAAGCCUGUAAAUGCUGUUGAAAAUGAUUCUGAAUUCGAAAUUGAUAGAAAGAAGAAGGCGCAAGAAGCUCUAAAACAGCUUGACAACCAGCUUCAAAGCCUCACCACCACAACUCCACCGCCAAACAUAAGGAGGGUCUCUUCUUCUCGGCCGAGUAACUUGGAUUCCAAGGCCGAUAUAGAUAGAGAUAUGAUGAGAGAACCACCGCCGGAGUAUUCUGAUUCAUUUUUUGGGUACUCUGCGUUUGUUCUCCUAUUUAUCUCCGUUUUCUACAAUAUAUUAUUCCUCACAGUUAUUAAACCAUCUAUUGAUGGACCAGCACCAGCUGCAUAUACUUAUGUUAACACUAAUCAAGCUGUGAAAGAAGCUCCAAUUGAUUCACCACCAAUUGGCAACCCGGAGUGAGAUGAUAUAUAUCGAUUGUUCCGACCAACCUACAAGGGAUAAUUUCACCCCCGUUAUAUAUUGGUGAGAGCCUCUUCUUUGUUGCAAGUUUUGUUCCAACUGUCGUUAGUUAUAUCGCCUCGUAUAAUCUUACUUAGUCUGGGUAACGGUUACAACCAAUAAACAUCAUUUAUGAUUUUUUUGCCAAAAGCAUUCACUUAAGUGUCAGGUGGAAUGCUACAUUUUUUACAUGUAUUAUAUCACCUUCUAAAUUUCGUAUCCAAAUCGACUGAAACAUAGCCAUUUGAAA